GAAGAUCUGACUGGACUUGAUCCGGAGCUCUUUGUUCCACUCAAUCGGAGUUCCGUAGGAGAAGACUUUGCCCACCAGUUCGAAGCAAGACCUGAAGCAACUCUGGACCGAAUUUACAUGUUGGAAUGUGCUCGUUCUCCCGACGCCUCACCGGGGCUCGGAAGCUUGGCCCCCUUGACCACCGGUGGCCAGGAGUAG
Protopolystoma xenopodis is the source of this 198-nucleotide messenger RNA. The record is from the annotation of a GenBank genome assembly. Lineage: Eukaryota; Metazoa; Platyhelminthes; Monogenea; Polystomatidea; Polystomatidae.